Molecule: messenger RNA, 761 nt
Organism: Chroicocephalus ridibundus (black-headed gull)
Lineage: Eukaryota; Metazoa; Chordata; Aves; Charadriiformes; Laridae
Product: N-alpha-acetyltransferase 10
Exons: 7
Biological process (GO): N-terminal protein amino acid acetylation
Cellular component (GO): NatA complex
Molecular function (GO): protein N-terminal-serine acetyltransferase activity; protein-N-terminal-glutamate acetyltransferase activity
Source: RefSeq, a predicted model, not a curated record
UAAAGCCCGCCUUCCCCCCCGUGGGGCGCGGCUGGGAUUGGUUGGCGACGGCUGAGCUGUGGGUCGGUUGAGGGGCGCGUCGCUCUGAUUGGCUGAGGGGAAAGUCGGGAGGGCGGAGUGUCUCGGCCGCACUCCAGUCACUGGAUUGGCUAGGACGCCUGUCAGUUGGUGGCGAGGCGGGAUAAGCGGGAGGGCGGGCUCCGCUCUGAUUGGCUGGCAUGGGUCCUUCCGCCGGAAGCGGUGUUUGAGGGGAGAGGGACGGCGGCGGAGCCGGCGGGGCGGCCGCAGCCAUGAACAUCCGGAAUGCGCGGCCCGAGGACCUGAUGAACAUGCAACACUGCAACCUGCUCUGCCUGCCCGAGAACUACCAGAUGAAGUAUUACUUUUAUCACGGCCUCUCCUGGCCCCAGCUCUCUUACAUCGCUGAAGACGAGAACGGGAAGAUCGUGGGCUACGUCCUGGCCAAGAUGGAGGAGGACCCCGAUGACGUCCCUCACGGGCACAUCACGUCCUUGGCGGUGAAAAGGUCCCACCGCCGCCUGGGGCUGGCGCAGAAGCUGAUGGACCAGGCGUCCCGCGCCAUGAUCGAGAACUUCAACGCCAAGUACGUUUCCCUCCACGUCCGCAAGAGCAACCGGGCGGCGCUGCACCUCUAUUCCAACACCCUCAACUUCCAGAUCAGUGAGGUGGAGCCCAAAUACUACGCAGACGGGGAAGACGCCUACGCCAUGAAGCGAGACCUCACCCAAAUGGCCGAUGAG